Drosophila miranda is the source of this 914-nucleotide messenger RNA. RefSeq lists its product as uncharacterized. The transcript is spliced from 2 exons. The coding region runs from base 272 to 793 and encodes 173 amino acids. The record is from RefSeq and is a predicted model, not a curated record. NCBI's taxonomy places the organism in Eukaryota, Metazoa, Arthropoda, Insecta, Diptera, Drosophilidae.
CCCUCUUUGCUCCUAUGAUGUCCUCGCUCGGGCCCUACUGACUACUGGACUAGUUUUCAUUACCAAAUUUUUAGCAGUGUGCGCUUGACUUUGAACCCAGCAUUAAAUCUGCGAAAGAUUAAAUGACCCUUUACAAAAUCAAUUGAAGUACGCAAAAACUAAAUCAUUUUGCAUUAAAGCUUAUUGCAAUGGGAAUUUAUUUCGUUUACAAAAACCGCUCGAUAAAAAGAUUUGUGACCAGUUCUCCUCCUCGUACCAAAGCGGUAAAACCAUGUUAAAUCCAAGUUCAGUUCUGAUCUUGGUCCUGGGAACCCUUGUCAGCGUUCACGGUAUAGCAGUCAUCACAGCGGCUGAUGCCGCUACAUCCAGUGGAACAAAUCUGGGAUUGAUCACCAUACCGUCGCAGGCGCAAGUAUGCACGUGCUCGCUGUCAUUGUCCUGCAGCUGUUGCCAAAGCGUUGUAGUGAACGCUGUCAAUACAACCAAGACUCUGUGCCUGACAUUCAAAAUUAGCGUACUAAGUGGGUCAGUAGAUGUAGAUGUCACCAUGGAUGGAAAUUCGAUGACAAAGUUCACCAUCAGCACUACGUCACCACCCACAUUCUGCCUGCCAGUGCUCUCGGUAGUAACGCCCCUGGACAUGUGCCUCAAGCUGAACAUAAAGAUGGCUGGGCUGUCUGGGUCUGGAAUCCAGGCUUGCCCGACCUUCUAUUCCAGCUAUGAUAGCAGCAACGUUGUCAGCUAUGAUUUUCCGUGCAUUCAGCUGGGCUUGGAUGGAGUAAGCCUGGUGUGAAAGAAACAGGCGGAAACAUUUGUUUUGCUUUGAUGGUUUAUUUUUUCUUUAUAUAGGAUGUAUUACAUUCUUUGCAGUAAGCCGUAGAAAUUCAUAUGUACAAAUGUUACAUACAUAUAUA